Messenger RNA from Baudoinia panamericana UAMH 10762, 1221 nucleotides. RefSeq lists its product as uncharacterized. Bases 1 to 1221 code for a protein of 406 amino acids. Lineage: Eukaryota; Fungi; Ascomycota; Dothideomycetes; Mycosphaerellales; Teratosphaeriaceae. The record is from RefSeq and is a predicted model, not a curated record. The transcript has 2 exons.
AUGUCGGACGGUAUAUCGCACAGCGUCCGGCCACAGCGCGUCUCCUUACCGUUCGGUUUUCGCAAAGCACUGGAAGAGUGUCUGUCAAGCGCAUUUCGUGCGGGAUAUUCUCAAUCGGAUAUCCAUGAUGGCCUGGAUACUCUCCUCAAGGGAACCAAAAGAUAUGAAUUAGUCUUUGCUGAGCACGAACCAGGCUUCGACAAGGUAUCUGUCACUGAGCCGCAACCGGGGCGUCACGCCUGUCUCGUCUGUUGGAAGGGCUUCAGAGGGCAGAAUGAAAUGUUUCGACACGUCAAGGAGCAAUGCGUUGUCUUACGUCACUGGCGAUGCUCGGACUGCGGGCAAUCUUUCACACGAUGUGAUCAUUACAAGAAGCACCAUGUGCGCAAGCAUCACUGUAGCGUUGGAAAAUGCGAGCACGCCGACGCUGCGUUCGAAGAGGUGCCUGGCAAAGCAGCACUUGGUUGCGGCUUCUGCCCUGAUCAUCACCAAGACAUUACUAGCAUCGAAGACCUCGGACCGUUCCUCAAGCACCUAAGUAUGCACUUCGAGCAGGGUGCUAGUCGGGAAACUUGGAACCGACGCUAUCAGAUCCAGAACUUGCUUCGACAGGAGCGUUUAAGUGCCCUCUGGCAAAAUACGCGUCAUCUUGUCCCCGUUUCUCUGCGGGGUAGAGUAAAGAUAGUCUUGCAGAACUCAUCAGUCCAUGAGCUCGUUGAGAGGCUCGAGGGUCCUGGUAACGCGGAAGACCUUUGCGAUUACCUCUGCCAAAUCAUAAAUCGUACCCAGCCCUCGAUAGAAACGACUCCGAUAUACCAUCAAGAAGGGAUGCACCAAAUGGCGUCCUAUGGGGCCUCAUGGUUAAGUCUCGAGCAAAGGCAAACGGCUAUGAGCGGACCAUCUCAGACUCUGCUAACGGACCGCGUUGUUAACACACAACGAUACAUUAACAGCUGUGCCAGCACUGAAGGCUUACAUGGCGAUCCUCACGCAUUGAUCAGCGACGGUGGCCAGGUGGCUUCUGCAAUCGGACAGAACAUGAGCUGGACAAGCAACGCCUCUCCACAUACCGCUCCACGGCCGCUAUGUGAACGGCCAAGAUUCUCCACUACAAGUGGUGCUUCAUACGAGCCCCUUUCACCAUUCACGACGACACAUUCUACUUCGACGGAGAUGCUUCACCCUUGCAACCAGGCUCCGUUCCUUCCAUUUCAGUCCUAA